CCGGACCCCCGCGCCGCCCCCGCUACCUGCGGGCGGGGGCGCGCGGGGGCGGGCGCUGGGGAAAGUUUGUCUCUGUGGUUGGCUGCGCCGCGCGGCGCGGCCGGUCGGGGCGGGCGGGCGGGCGUCUCCGUGUGUUCGCAGGGCAGCGGGAGGCGAGCGGCCGGCUGAGGAGCGCGCUGCCGCCGGUCCCCGGGCGAGGCGAGCGUGUGCGCCGGCGGUCCCCUUCGCGGAGGCAGAGGGAGAGGUACCCGCGCAGCCCUGCCAGCAUGGGGCACCGCGGGGAGAGGGCGUCUUGCCUGCCUCUCCUCCUCCUGCUGCUCGCUUUCUGCAGAGGACGUGUUGUGAGGGUGCCCAAAGGUCCUCUUAUUCGAGUCAUGGGCACAGAGGUGGUGAUUCCUUGCAACGUUAGUGACUACGAUGGACCCAGUGAACAGAACUUUGACUGGGAGUUCUCCCGGGAGACUGACUUCGUGCGGAUAGUGAGUACCUGGGAUUCUACAUUCACCUCUGAGGAGUACCAAAAACGUGUGGGCCACGGGGAUAUCAAACUGAGACGGAGUAGCAACGAUGCUGUGGAACUUGUGAUUAGAAACAUCCAGCCAACUGACCAAGGGAGGUACAAAUGCUCCACGCCCAGCACUGAUGCCACCGUUCAGGGAAAUUAUGAUGCAGAGGUCCAAGUGAAAGUGAUUUCUGAUGGUUUAUCAGUGAGUGGUUCAAAAGCACGUUCCUCAGUGUCUCUCAGGCUGUCUGAGGGUGACUCCUUCAAGUUGCGCUGCUCAGCAAUUACCACCUCACCAGAGCACACUCACCUGCAUGUGACUUGGCAGAUCAAAGGAGGAUCGACUUGGCGGGACAUCCUAUCUUUGACUCAUGAAGGCAAAUUCCAUCCGGGUCCUGGCUAUGAAGAGCGCUAUCGUAAUGGAGAUAUCCGCUUGGACACAGGAGCGAAUGACACAUAUCGGUUAUCUGUAUCCCAGGCCUCGUCGGUGGAUGGGGGUGUCUACAGGUGUCUUGUGAGCGAGUGGGUGAGAGGGGCAGAUAGUUCAUGGCAGAAGAUUCAGGAGAAGAGCGUGGAGAUAGCAAGUGUGGCAAUCCAACGGACUGCUCUAGAUGUGGUCAUCUCGACAAGCAAUGUGUCUGUGACCGAAAGAGACUCCCUGGAUCUUACAUGCAACAUCACAACAGACAGGAAUGGUAUUUUCCAAGCUGAGGUGCUGUGGUAUUUUUCUGCGUCACCUGAUGAUACCUUGUCAGAUGCUCAGGUUUUGCUGAGCGUGGACCGUGAUUCUGUUGUCAGUGAUUCAACUCUCAUCAGCCUGAGCCAUGUAGAUAGGAACUCAUAUCGCCUGUUGGUACGUGAGGUGGAUGUGGAAGACUCUGGCUACUACUUCUGCCAAGCAGCUGUCUGGGUACCACUGCACAAUGGGAGCUGGCAUAAGGUGGUGGAGAGGACAUCUGCACCAGUCAGUGUGGUGGUGACAGCGUUAGAGCCAGACUAUGAGGUGUUCCUGAAUGCCUCUAAAACACCUAAGUUUUCAGAUGACCCCACAGAGCUCAAUUGCAGGAUCACAAAUGCACAGGACACCGAAGCAAACAUCCGCUUCACUGUUUCCUGGUACUACAGGCAGCGCCUGCGCAGCGACGAUGUGGUGACGGAGGAACUCCUGGCCACGAUGGAUGCAGACUGGACUCUGCUGCUUGGGGACAGGAGCAGAGAGCGUACUCAGAAUGGGGAAAUAAUCUUCUCUAAAAAGACUGCUGACAUUUUCAGUUUACGAAUCCAGUGGACUUCAGAAAGUGACAGAGGCGAUUAUUUCUGUGUCAUCUCUGCAUGGAGUAGGCACCGCAACAACAGCUGGGUAAAGAGCAAAGAUGUGACUUCUGCAUCUGUCAGCAUUUUCUGGGCUACACAAGAUUACACGCUUACAGUGGAGGCCGUGAAAUUGAAGCCAUUCUUUGUAGCAGGUCACACCUUUGAGAUGACAUGCAAAGUGUCUUCGAAAAACAUCAAGACGCCACGCUAUUCUGUCCUCAUUACAGCUGAGAAGCCACUAACGGAUCAGUCGAAUCCCAAUGGAACCACUCGCAUAAUCUCCUUGAACCAGGAUUCAGUAGUGCGGCUGGAAGACUGGACGGACCAGACUCGUGUAGACGGUGUGGUUCUGGAGAAGGUCCAGGAGAAUGAAUUCCGCUACAGGAUGUAUCAGACCCAGAUUUCUGAUGCUGGCUUGUAUCGCUGUGUGGUGACUGCCUGGUCUCCAGGUGGUGGUGGCAUGUGGCGUGAAGCAGUGAAUGGCUUAUCCAACCCUAUCCAGAUAGACUUCCAGACAUCAGGUCCUGUGUUUAAUGUCUCGGUGCAUUCUGAUAACCCAACGAUUUACCAGGGUGAACUGGCAGACUUGCUGUGUAUCGUCACAAUGGAAGGAAUGGCACUUGAGCCAGAUGAUAUGUCCUUUGAUGUCUCCUGGUUUGCUGUGCGCUCCUUUGCAUUGGACAGAGAGCCUGUCUUGCUGGCCUCGCUGGACCGGAGGGGGAUUGUGAUGCAGAGCAGGAGAAACGGGAGCAGUGAUCUCAGCCUGGAGAGAAUCAGCCCGUUGGAAUUCCGGCUCCGUGUGCAUGGCUGUGAGGACCACGACUUUGGCAACCACUACUGCGUAGUGACCCCGUGGGUGCGAUCUGCCACUGGUGUAUGGCAGCGGGAACCUGACAUCAAAGCCAAACCCAUCUUUCUGUCUGUGAAAAUGGAUGUUCUGAAUGCUUUCAAGUAUCCCCUGUUGAUUGGCAUCGGUCUGGCUACUGUCAUAGGACUCUUAUCCUGCCUCAUUGGCUACUGUAGCUCCCGUUGGUGCUGCAAGAAGGAAGUGCAGGAGACAAGACGAGAGCGUCGCCGGCUAAUGUCGAUGGAGAUGGACUGAGCGUGGGAGCCAGACACACUUGCAUUUUGGGAGAGACUCACAGGGCUCUUGACUGUGCUGAGACACUCACUCACAGGGCCAGACAAGACAGUGCGUUUCCUCUCUGAUUUCAGCCUGGACCUCAAGCUUCUCCUUGUUACACGUCAUGUCCUGAGAGCAUUCAGGCCAUAUUUAGUGACUCGGAGUUCUCCUUUUCCAGCAGCACUUUCUGCAUAGGGAUCAUUUCCUUCCAAUGUGCAAACUGUUGAGCCUUCUUUCAGCAGGGCCCUGUGACAAAAUUUACUAAGGUUUUUGUUUGCUUGUGUCCCCGUCCCCGUCCCCCCCCCCUUGAUUUUGAAAAUAUGUCCCUGUAUGAAAGCACGAUGGGCAGGGCAAUGGGUAGGAAAGGGGCUGGUAGAAGCGUUAGACUUUCAUUGUAUUAACCAAUCUACUUUUCCCCUCUACCCCCAUCACAUUAUCCUGUUCCCUUUCUCUGUCCACCUUGGUAUCUCACAGACUUCUUUGUGCUGGGUUGAAGGCUGGAGAAAGUUCUUCUGCUGGUGCCUCAUGAAGCUGUCCCAGCAAAGAAUUGGUUUAUGGUUGUCAGCACGCCUUCUCUUCCCUGGCGUUUGCAGUUAUCCCCAAAACAUAACUUGCCUGGAGGUCUUUGAGACACUUUUUUUUAAGCUUCCUUUUUAUUUUAUUUUCAGUGUCCAAAGUUCUUAGCUGUGGUGAAUAGGGGCUAACUUGGCAACCCUGAAGAGUCAAUCCUCAGACAAGCAUUUGUUGAAUGUCUGCUUAUGGCCACCUUCUCCCCUGCCCUUCCACUUUGUUUUCUCCUCACUACAGCUGCUCACGUUGUGCCUGAGACCCUGUUCUGCUUGUGGCAGGGGGCACAUGGUGUCUAGGGACAAGGCCCAGCCUUCUGCUGGCCUUGGCAGAGAGGUGGGAGACCUUGCCCCACUGGUGAUGGUGUGACUUAUGGAGGAGGAAAAAAAAAAAAAAAAAAAAAAGGAUCUUUGUCUGCAGUUGGCCAACUAAUCACUUUUAGAGAAGGCUUGUAAACUAUAUAUUACCAAAUGCACAGACCAGACUGCAAUGCUGCUUCUGCCAGUCACUCAGUGGUAACCACUGAACCUGUGAGCAGAGUCUGAGAUCUGCAGAAGCCGAUGUGCAGCUCAGGGUAGGAAUAGGAGCAAGCCCAAGAGGGCAGCAAGAAUCCUUCAAGUUCCAAUGGUCCUGGUCUUGUGCAUGGGCCUGCAGCAGGGCUGUCCCCAUGGGUUUGAGACCUAUUCCUAGGUGCUAUAGUACAGAAGUCCUGCUCUGGUCUUCCACAUACACUGACCUGGCUCCUGAGUGGGAGCAGCUCCUUUUCCAGGCAGUUCUGUCUCCCCAGCACAGCUGGUGUGUUAAGCAAUAAAAGUCAGAAUAAAGAUACUGUGUAUAAACAAACAAGGAAGUAGGACUGUACUGCAAUCUGAUGUCAGCCAGGGUUUGGCUCGCAUCAAGAAGUGUGAGAAAUGUAGAGUUGAGGCCAGGGCUCAAUCCUUUCCAGAUUUUUUUUUUUAAGGUAAAAGAUGUUAAAGGAGAGCAUCCAUGGAAGGUAGUGGCUGUGGUGUGCUGUUGCCAGUCUAGACAUUAGUUAUGUACUAGACCAUCUGCUUCACUAAUGGCUCAUACCACUGCACAUUCCCGGGGAGCUGCAGGUCUAGUAUCUGUGCUAUGAAGGUUUCAUUUCACAUUAGUGUUUGUGGAACCUUGCACUCAACACUGUAGCGAUUCCAAAAUUGGGGUGGUUUUUUGUGGUAAGUUUUCUUUGUGUGGGGUUGUUUUUUUCCUGUCUUGCAUUGUGACCUUUGUUCUGAGGCUGAUGUGAGGGUUUUUUCUAGAAGGCUGUUCUGCUUCCCACAUGCGGACACAUACGCAGUCACAUAUGAAUACAUAUGUAUGCAUAGAGGUGUCCAAUGAUUUUUGGAAGCUGAAUGUGAGACAUCUUCAAAAUGGACUUGAUUUGCAGAGUUGGGGCUUGCAACUUAUUUGAUGCAUGGGACAAAUGACACCCAAAACCUAUAAACCUCUGGAAGACUUUGGUCUGAACAUUCAUAGCAACUUUUCUUUCUGGCCUGAUGUUUUACUUUCUGGAAGAGCUCUGAAGAGGCCUAUGUUGCAGGCAGAUGUAGCUGCCUCUGCUGAGGAACAGGGCAGAAGCAGUCUCUAGCUUCUGCUGUGAAAACCCAGAAAUCGGUAGUGGUGCUUUCCACAGGAAGGGAAUUGAGGAAAGGAUUCACUCAGAUAUUACUUUGACAGCAAGAAUUUUUCUUCCUCUCCUGUCUGUCUGCUGUAGUGAAAUCCUGCUUUUUCUUUGGGUGUUAUGAAACACCCUUCUGAUGUUUGGGAUGCUGGCUGUCCUUCCCACACUGAUCUAGCAGCUUCUUUCCUGCAUUAACAUCCACUUUCUUCAUGGAAGGCCUGUGGCAUUGGGGCAUCUUGGGAGGGGUGGUUAAGUGGUGGUGAAGUUCGAAGCACAGCAUCAGUCACUUUCUGUCCUUGCAGAUUGACUCCUUGUUUAUGUGCUCUUGGUGAAGUUUUAGGGAGAGUGGAUCAUGACUGUAAUGCAAUAAUUAGGGAAUGAAUGAGCAGGGAACCGCCAGCUCUUCCCAAGCACACGACAUAGCACACUUUCUCCCUGCUGGAAAAAACUCAGGGUUAUUUUGGUCAGGGCUCCCUGCUCCUCUAGUGAAAGGUCCCCAUGUCCUUAGCUAAUGCUGAUCUUCCUUCGUGGCCUGUAACAAACCAUCUUUGUCAUUCCAAGUGAAGCAAGUUCACUGCUAGCUCGUACUGCUGCCAGCCCCUUGGAAGGCAAUGCUGCAUCCCCUUCCACCCUGUAUUUGCUGUAGUUGGAAGGCUAGAAGUUGAGGGGCUAGACUUACCCCCCAGGUUUCCUUCUACUUGUGCCAAUUUUGUAUUAUCCCCUUUUUUAAAAUAGAGUGGGAGUCUUAUCUCUAAUGAAAAAAAAACUAGGUCACUUUUCAUGUUUUUUAUUAUUAUUAUUUCCUGUGUGACCAGGGUUUGUGUGAGUGGAGGUGUGUGUGCAUCUGGUUGUGUAUUAAACCUGCAGAGUAUCAGAAGAGUAAGCUGCCUGAGAUGCAGUGCAAGCAUCCAUAUCCUCCCUGCUGCAACCUGUGGUAUUGUCAAAGUAUCCUAAGGGCUCACGUUGAUCUUCCUCUGUUCUCAUUGCUACAUUUCCUGGUUAAGCUAGUAAGUUCCUCCAGGCACUUGGAAUUUAGAUCCAGGACAAGCUUGAACAUCAUAUAGCAGAAGGGCAAGAUACUUACUUUCUUUUGUUUUAAUUUCAAAGUUAUAAAAUAAAGUGUUUGGCACAAUUCUGGAAUGCAGGUACUGAAUAGUUCUAACAAUGCUGUGUAAAAUGUUUCUUUUUAUGUUUAAAAUAAAGAGCGAGCCUUUUUGAUUA
Aquila chrysaetos chrysaetos is the source of this 6369-nucleotide messenger RNA. RefSeq names its product prostaglandin F2 receptor inhibitor (gene PTGFRN). The transcript is spliced from 9 exons. Lineage: Eukaryota; Metazoa; Chordata; Aves; Accipitriformes; Accipitridae. The coding region runs from base 267 to 2918 and encodes 883 amino acids. The record is from RefSeq and is a predicted model, not a curated record.